AUGCCUACUAUUGAUCUCUCAAAUAUUACUGAUUUUGUAGUAAAUGAAGGGCAUGGAGUAAAGGGUCUUUCAGAAAUAGGCCUUCAAAAAUUACCUAAACAAUAUAUUCAGCCAAUUGAAGAGAGAAUUACAACUAACACCGUAAUUCUUGAUGAUCAAAUCCCAAUAAUUGACAUGUCCAAUUGGGACAUUCACAACAAAUUUGUAUCUGAAAAAAUAUGUAACGCCGCUGAGAAGUGGGGUUUCUUUCAAAUUAUAAAUCAUGAUAUUUCUCUUGAAGUUCUUGAAUCUGUUAAGGAUGCGACUUAUAGGUUUUUUAAACAACCCGCGGUGGAGAAGAAUAAGCAUUCCAAGGAAAAUUCAUCGACUAAUAACGUGAGAUAUGGUACUAGUUUUACUCCUAAAGCUGAAAAGGCUUUGGAGUGGAAAGAUUAUUUAAGCCUUUUUUAUGUUUCUGAUGAAGAAGCUGCUGCUCUUUGGCCUUGUGCUCUCAGGGAUGAAGCGUUGGAGUUCAUGAGAAAUUCAGAAAUUGUCAUGAAGAAGUUAUUACAGGCACUAAUGAAAGGAUUAAACGUAAAAGAAAUAGACGAAUCAGUUCUAAUGGGAUCAAAGAGGAUUAACGUUAAUUACUAUCCAAAAUGCCCUAAUCCCGAAUUAACUGUCGGGGUAGGUCGUCACUCUGAUGUCUCAACGUUAACGAUUCUUCUUCAAGAUAAUAUCGGAGGACUUUAUGUGAAAAAAUUGGACAGUGACAUGUGGGUUCACGUCCCACCGAUCCACGGGGCUCUAGUGAUUAACAUCGGCGAUGCACUUCAAAUAAUGAGCAAUGGACGAUACAAGAGCAUUGAGCAUCGCGUUAUCGCUAAUGGUAAUAAUAAUAGGAUUUCUGUGCCUAUUUUUGUGAACCCAAAACCUAGUGACGUAAUCGGACCAUUGAAAGAAGUGUUGGAGAGUGGGGAGGAGCCAAUUUACAAACAAGUCCUUUACUCCGAUUAUGUGAAGCAUUUCUUUAGGAAAGCUCAUGAUGGGAAAGACACUGUUGAUUUUGCUAAAAUCAAUUAG
This is a messenger RNA of Solanum verrucosum, 1062 nucleotides long. Its product is annotated as feruloyl CoA ortho-hydroxylase F6H1-3-like. The record is from RefSeq and is a predicted model, not a curated record. The transcript has 2 exons. Lineage: Eukaryota; Viridiplantae; Streptophyta; Magnoliopsida; Solanales; Solanaceae. Bases 1 to 1062 code for a protein of 353 amino acids.